CCUCCCCGAACUGCGGCGGCGGCGGCAGCGAGCGCCGACUGCGUCCCGGCAGAGCUGCAGCGGCCGCCGCGGGCACCGGAGUGCCGAGCCCAGGAACCCCGGCCCAGGCCCGCGGGGUGGACAGGUCCUCCUCCCCUCGACGGAGCCUGUGGAGGAGUGAUGGGCAGAACCGGCACAUCUCUCAGGCACUAGACCUGUCACGAGUGGACUCAGUUCCCUCCCACACUGCUUCACCCUACCCUAAGAACACAGAUCUGUUUGCGAUGAUUGAAAAGAUGCAGGGAAGCAGGAUGGAUGAACAACGAUGUUCCUUCCCACCACCCCUCAAAACGGAGGAAGACUACAUUCCUUACCCGAGCGUCCACGAGGUCCUAGGGCGAGAAGGCCCCUUCCCCCUCAUCCUGCUGCCCCAGUUUGGGGGCUACUGGAUUGAAGGCACCAACCAUGAAAUCACCAGCAUUCCUGAGACAGAGCCACUGCAGUCGCCCACGACCAAGGUGAAGCUUGAGUGCAACCCCACAGCCCGCAUCUACCGGAAGCACUUUCUUGGCAAGGAGCAUUUCAAUUACUACUCACUGGACACUGCUCUCGGCCACCUGGUCUUCUCACUCAAGUAUGAUGUCAUCGGGGAUCAAGAGCACCUGCGGCUGCUGCUCAGGACCAAGUGCCGGACCUACCAUGAUGUCAUCCCCAUCUCCUGCCUCACUGAGUUCCCCAACGUGGUUCAGAUGGCAAAGCUGGUGUGUGAAGAUGUCAAUGUGGAUCGAUUCUACCCUGUUCUCUACCCCAAGGCUUCCCGGCUCAUCGUCACCUUUGAUGAACAUGUUAUCAGCAAUAACUUCAAGUUUGGAGUCAUUUAUCAGAAGCUUGGGCAGACCUCUGAGGAAGAGCUCUUCAGUACCAAUGAGGAAAGCCCUGCCUUUGUGGAGUUUCUUGAAUUUCUGGGCCAGAAGGUCAAACUGCAAGACUUCAAGGGGUUCCGAGGAGGCCUGGACGUGACCCACGGGCAGACGGGGACCGAGUCUGUGUACUGCAACUUCCGCAACAAGGAGAUCAUGUUUCACGUGUCCACCAAGCUGCCCUACACAGAAGGGGAUGCCCAGCAGUUGCAGCGGAAGAGGCACAUCGGGAAUGACAUCGUCGCGGUGGUUUUCCAGGAUGAGAACACGCCCUUUGUGCCUGACAUGAUUGCAUCCAACUUCCUGCACGCCUAUGUGGUGGUGCAGGCCGAGGGAGGCGGACCCGAUGGGCCCUUCUACAAGGUCUCGGUCACUGCGAGAGAUGAUGUGCCCUUCUUUGGGCCCCCACUGCCCGACCCUGCUGUGUUCAGAAAGGGGCCUGAGUUCCAGGAAUUUUUGCUGACAAAGCUGAUCAAUGCUGAAUAUGCUUGCUACAAGGCAGAGAAGUUUGCCAAGCUGGAGGAGCGGACUCGCGCUGCCCUUCUGGAGACGCUGUAUGAGGAACUCCACAUCCACAGCCAGUCCAUGAUGGGCCUGGGUGGUGACGAGGACAAGAUGGAAAAUGGAGGUGGUGGAGGCGGCUUCUUUGAGUCUUUCAAGCGGGUCAUCCGGAGUCGCAGCCAGUCCAUGGACGCCAUGGGGCUAAGCAACAAGAAGCCCAGCACGGUGUCCACCAGCCACAGUGGGAGCUUCACACCCAACAACCCUGACCUAGCCAAGGCAGCUGGAAUAUCAUUGCUUAUUCCUGGGAAAAGUGCAAGUAGAUUCGGACGCCGGGGCAGUGCCAUAGGCAUAGGAACCGUGGAAGAGUCCCUGAUUGUCCCUGGGAAGAGUCCCACAAGGAAGAAGUCAGGCCCAUUUGGCUCCCGCCGCAGCAGCGCCAUCGGCAUCGAGAACAUCCAGGAGGUGCAGGAGAAGAGGGAGAGUCCUCCGGCUGGCCAGAAGACUCCAGACAGUGGGCACGUCUCGCAGGAGCCCAAGUCAGAGAACUCUUCCACUCAGAGCUCCCCAGAGAUGCCCACAGCCAAGAACAGAGUGGAGACAGCAGCCCAGAGAACAGAGGUGCUGAAGGACUUUUCCCGCUCCUCGUCCAGUGCCAGCAGUUUCGCCAGUGUGGUGGAGGAGACGGAGGGCGUGGACGGGGAGGACACAGGCCUGGAGAGCGUGUCGUCGUCAGGGACGCCCCAAAAGCGGGACUCCUUCCUCUACAGCACGUGGCUGGAGGACAGUGUCAGCACCACCAGUGGUGGCAGCUCCCCAGGCCUCUCCCGGUCACCCCACCCAGACGCCGGCAAGGUGGGGGACCCUGCGUGUCCCGAGAUCAAGAUCCAGCUGGAAGCGUCUGAGCCACACACUCCCCAGCUGGUGAAGCUGCAGAAGCACAAGGUGAAGAGGCUGUGUCACGUCCAGGCAGCCAGGACCUCUGACCCCAAGGCCAACCCCAGCCCAGCUUCCCCGGCUUCCCCUUUCCCCUUGGCCCAUCCAUCUGGGCUGCCUCCGCAGGGCGGAGCCACCCAGACCUGGGGCUGGGAAGCUGCUGGCAUGUUCCCAGCGGCCCAGGCUGGGGCUCUGGCCUCAGGCAGGGAGCAGUCAGCCAAAGCAGGACUGCAGGCCUGGCUUGCCCCACCCUGGGCCUUCGCCACCUCCCCUCUGGAUCAGGGGAGCAAGGUGGGGGAGGGAGGCUGAGAGCUCAGUGUGGAGCUGACUUCGGAGGUGCCAGGAUGAGUAGGGGGUGGGGCUGGGUGAGACACUGGCCUGGGAGUCCUGACUUCUGAUCUGGUUCUGUGUGGGGCUGUCAAGUCACUCCUUCCUUGGUUGUCUUUGCCACACAUGGACAAGAUUAUUUCAGAGGUUGCUGGAGGCCGUGAUUCUACGCACCUGGCCCUGGGACUUCCCGUCACACCACCCUGUUUCUUGAGGUUCCCGAAAACCCAGGUGGGCUAAUGGCCUGGGAGUUGGCUGUGCCCACCUGGACCCCCGAGCUCUACCACAGAUUUGCCGAUGCCCUUCCACUGCCUACACAUGACAGACCAGUGACCCUUUCCGGGGGAAGGGAACCCACCCAGCUCUUCAGUCAGCGCCCAGCUUGACCCCUGCCAUCCCCUACUCCUGGGCACUCCAGGCUGAGGGGUCUCUGCUGGCCCCCACGCCAUGGAGGGACAGCCAGGCACAGCUGCUGUGAGUCCAUGUCCUUGUGUGUGUCUCUCACACUUUUUAGGUGCCACGCCAAAGGCCAGCCUUCCGGCCCCAGCCCCACUUUGGAAGCCCUGUGGCCAUGUGUAUGUCAGUAACAGUUGUACAAAAUAAAUUCUAUUUAUCGCUAUUGUA
Messenger RNA from Heterocephalus glaber (naked mole-rat), 3287 nucleotides. RefSeq names its product RAP1 GTPase activating protein (gene Rap1gap). NCBI's taxonomy places the organism in Eukaryota, Metazoa, Chordata, Mammalia, Rodentia, Bathyergidae. The record is from RefSeq and is a predicted model, not a curated record. Gene Ontology annotation, biological process: regulation of small GTPase mediated signal transduction. Gene Ontology annotation, cellular component: membrane; cytoplasm. Gene Ontology annotation, molecular function: GTPase activator activity.